This is a messenger RNA of Drosophila persimilis, 1005 nucleotides long. RefSeq names its product jmjC domain-containing protein 7 (gene JMJD7). The transcript has a single exon. The record is from RefSeq and is a predicted model, not a curated record. NCBI's taxonomy places the organism in Eukaryota, Metazoa, Arthropoda, Insecta, Diptera, Drosophilidae. The coding region runs from base 20 to 985 and encodes 321 amino acids. Gene Ontology annotation, molecular function: 2-oxoglutarate-dependent dioxygenase activity.
GGCUUAUGCAUACAAUAUCAUGUCAAAAAUUGAAACUGCCAUUAAUCUGCUACUCCAAGAGGCAGAAGAUCUGCGAAUUGGGAGCAGCAUUUCGGAGCUAGACCACCUACCUACUGCCUUGGAGUUUUGCCGAGACUACUUUGCCAAAAACUCGCCAGUCAUCAUCCGCAAUGCGCUAUCCUGGCCGGCCAUUGGCAAAUGGACCCCGGACUACCUGAUCAAGAAGCUGAACGACAAGAUUGUGGAUGUGGCCGUCACACCGAAUGGCUAUGCAGAUGGUCUGGCCACUCAGAAGGGGCGAGAGUAUUUUGUCCUGCCACUGGAGAAGCAAAUGAAGCUGUCGGACCUCGUGCAGCGCCUCGAUGAUCCGAUGGGUGCCAUCCACUAUGUUCAGAAGCAAAACUCAAAUUUCAGCCAAGACUUCCCGGAGCUGGGCAGUGAUUUGGUCAUAAGUGACUUGGACUUUGCCCAACAGUCCUUUAAUAAGCCACCAGACGCCGUUAACUUUUGGCUGGGGGACGAGCGCGCCAUCACCUCCAUGCACAAAGAUCCCUAUGAGAAUAUGUACAGUGUGAUAUCGGGAUAUAAGGACUUCAUUCUCAUACCCCCAUAUCAGCUAAGCUGUGUUCCACGCAGCACUUACCCCACAGGCAUCUACAAGACAUCGGAUUCUGGCCAGUUUUAUAUAGAUCCCCUGACAGACGAAGAUGGUGUGGAACUACUAACGGAGUGGGUCAGCAUAGAUCCGCUGGCCCCCGACCUCGCCAAGUAUCCCGAGUAUGCUAGGGCCAAGCCUUUGAGAGUGCGCGUCCAUGCUGGCGAUGUCCUGUACCUGCCCAACUACUGGUUCCAUCAUGUUCGCCAGAGCCACAAAUGCAUCGCCGUCAACUUCUGGUACGACUUGGACUACGACAGUCGCUACUGCUACUAUCGCAUGCUGGAGGAGCUAACCAGCCAGAAAAGGAGCCAACCCAAAACUACGUAGAAGCAGGGCCCUGGCAUCUU